AUGAAUGAAUUUAAGUCACACAAUAGAAUACAAGGUCCGGUAAAACUGACUGAGUUUCGAGCCUUUGUUGAAGAAAUGCACAAGUACAGUGAUCUUCUCUUUGCUGAUGCUUACAAGAAUAUUAAGGAACCGAGCCCUAAACACCCUUGUACAGUUGCUAAAUCUCGGAACUGCCGAGCGAAAAAUCGAUACACAAACAGUAUUCCAUACGACCACUCGCGAGUAAAACUUCGAGCGUCAGACAAUGUUGGGGGAUCUGACUAUAUAAAUGCCAAUUACAUUCCGGGCUACACAUCCCCACGCGAGUAUAUUGCCACCCAGGGUCCGAUGCAGGCGACCUUCGACGAUUUCUGGCAAAUGGUGUGGGAGCAAAAUGUGGACACGAUUGUUAUGCUGACGAAGCUUGUGGAAAACGGAAGAAUCAAGUGUGGCAAGUACUGGCCGGAUGUGAAGAAGCCGGUGUAUUACGGGGACAUGCUUGUCUCAGUGGCAUCAGAGUCCAACCUCUCCGACUACAUGCUCAGAAUCUUCGAAAUAAAAUUAAACGGGGAACGGCGUUCUGUCUGUCAGUUUGCUUAUCUGAAGUGGCCAGAUAUGGGCUGCCCUGAGUUUCCGGAAAUGCUCCUGGAGUUUGUGGAGGCGGUGAAAGAUCACAAUAAGCGUCAACGUGGCACAAGGCACAGGGGGCCAAUGGUUGUGCACUGCAGCGCUGGUGUAGGUCGGACGGGGACGUUUAUCGUUGUGGACCACCUACUGCAGCACAUACGUCACCAUGACGACAUAGACGUAUACAAAUUCGUGCUUGAUAUGAAGAACCAUCGUUGCAACAUGGUCCAAACUGAGGACCAGUUCAUCUUUAUCCACGAGUGUCUGAAGGCUUGUAUAACCUCGGAUAGAAAUUAUGAAGAUGCGGAUGAACAUAUGUACGAACAACUCACGAAUAUCGGGAGGCGAUAUCUACGAUAUUAGAUGUCAUGAUUAGAAAACUGGGCAACACCAAUGAUAGCAUCUUGGAAUUUUA
Molecule: messenger RNA, 1021 nt
Organism: Mya arenaria
Lineage: Eukaryota; Metazoa; Mollusca; Bivalvia; Myida; Myidae
Product: receptor-type tyrosine-protein phosphatase O-like
Exons: 10
Coding region: 1-969 (322 amino acids)
Biological process (GO): protein dephosphorylation
Molecular function (GO): protein tyrosine phosphatase activity
Source: RefSeq, a predicted model, not a curated record